ACCAGGAUAGAUCAGAGUUUUGUGCCCAGAAAGAAAACUGAACAGGGUUUGAUUUAAGGCUUCAGACUCUUUCAAGACCCGGAGGAGCCAUGGAUAUCCAGAAUAAGAGGGUACAAUUCCUGCUAUUCAUGAUUGGCCUCCUUUCUCUCAUUAUCGUUGCUGAAAAAUGCCGAGAGCUGGUUGGAGAGGAGGCAUCAUCCAAGAGUGGGAAGUUUACUCUGUUAAACUGUUUCGAUAUGGGCUCUGGGUCACUUGCAUGUGCAGUUAAGGAAGGCGUAAAACUCUACACCUACAACAUCAGAUCUGCUCACGUUGAGAGAGUGAGGCAUCGAGCGAUUGAAGUUGCCCUAACUGAAGCAUUAGCACAGGGGCUGGGUGCCAGUGAUGCAGCCAAGCAAGCACAGAAGGAGGCAGCAAAGGCAGCAAAGAUGGCAGCUCGACAAGCCAAACGCGUCAUAGGCCCCAUUAUUUCUUCUGGGUGGGACUUCUUUGAAGCCAUUUACUAUGGGGGUACCGUGACAGAGGGCUUCCUCAGGGGCUCUGGGACCUUGUUUGGAACCUAUGCUGGAGGGUUUCUUGGAGAAGAAAGGCUUGGGAAGUUAGGUUAUCUUGCAGGAAGUCAUUUGGGCAGUUGGGUUGGAGGAAGGAUAGGACUGAUGGUGUAUGAUGUGGUUAAUGGAGUACACUCCCUGCUUCAGUUUGCUCAAACAGUAGAAAGUGAAGUAUUUGAAAAUGAGAACUCUGAAGCUUCUCAAGAGUCCUACGUUUAUGAAACUCCUAAUUAUGAGGAGCUCUAAAGCCUCGAUGGUUCUUAUGAAGUUCUAUAUGAUCUGCUUUCAUAAUUCUUUUUGUUUCUUUCUCCCCAGUCUCCCCCUCCCCCUUCCUAUAAUUAAAAUUAUCAUUGAAUGUAGCAAAAUUGAACUGUAUUCUGCUGACCUGUGCUUGGAGAAUCUAGGAGAAAUUUAUAGAUUGGAUA
This is a messenger RNA of Telopea speciosissima, 976 nucleotides long. RefSeq lists its product as uncharacterized. NCBI's taxonomy places the organism in Eukaryota, Viridiplantae, Streptophyta, Magnoliopsida, Proteales, Proteaceae. The record is from RefSeq and is a predicted model, not a curated record. The transcript has 2 exons. Bases 90 to 797 code for a protein of 235 amino acids.